Rotaria socialis is the source of this 1920-nucleotide messenger RNA. Lineage: Eukaryota; Metazoa; Rotifera; Eurotatoria; Philodinida; Philodinidae. The record is from the annotation of a GenBank genome assembly.
AUGAGUGGGCUAAAAUCAGCUGCUGCAAUGCCCUCAAGGCGUCGAAUGGCUCAGAAUUAUCUGGUUAUUUGGGUCGAUGGCAACAUCGACGAAAACAAUGACGAUUGCCGAAACACACUGGCACAAUUACGUUCAGUGGUAAGUGAUGUAAAUGUGUGCACGACACCAGAGCAGUGUGUCGAAUUUCUCAAUGAAAUUGAUGAUGGCAAAGCCUUCAUCAUUUCAUCGGGAGCACUAGGGCAAGCCCUUGUAAAUGACAUUCACGGCAUACCAAAAGUGGAUGCCAUUUACGUUUUUUGCGACAACAAGGAGCGUGAUGAAUCAUGGUCGAAGGAUUGGCCAAAGAUUCGAGGUGUUUUCACUUCCAUCAAGCCGAUAUGUGAAUCGCUGAAAAAGGUCGCCCAUGAGUGCGAUCAUGAUUCAAUUCCAAUGAGCUUCGUUCCGAAGCAAACGGCGACAGAAGGAGCAACAGGAUUGGAUAAAAACAAUCUUGAUCGGUUACCGCCAUCGUACAUGUACUCGAUCAUUUUCAAAGAUAUUAUAUUAGAAAUCGAUGACGAUGACGAAAAAUCUAUGAACACUUUAGUGAAGUUUUUCCGAAAACAGAAUAUUUCUGAAACUGAAAUAAGUGAAUUUAAGCGUGAGUACCACGACAAGUCACCAGUCUAUUGGUAUACGAAACCAAUGUUUCUCUAUGCUGUGCUUAAUCGUGGGUUAAGAUCGCUUGAUAUGGAAGCGAUGCGCAAAUUAGGAUUUUUCAUUCGAAGUCUUCAUCUUCAAUUAGAACAAUUACAUCAGGAGCAGUCGGCAAGUUUCCAAACAGCUUUUACUGUUUAUCGUGGUCAGGGACUGAGCAAAGAAGACUUUCAAAAUCUAAUGGAUUCAAAAGGUGGACUCCUUUCAUUCAACAAUUUCUUAUCGACUAGUAAGAAACAAAAAGUGGCCACAUCAUUUGUUCAAGACGCCCUAGAGAGAAACCCAGAUAUUGUGGGUGUUACGUUUAUUAUGACAAUAGAUCCAAGUAAAAUAUCAACUUCAAUCACACCAUUUGCUAUGAUUAAUAAACAAAGUGCUCUUCCACGAGAACAAGAAAUUCUAUUACAAUGCACAGUGUUUUUCGCAUCGUUGAAAUUACACAGACCCCUAAGUGAUCCACAACUGGCUGAUCUUACUGAUUGCAUCAAAGAGGAGGUUCAAGGUACGACUGGAUGGUAUCGAAUGGGUAACUUGAUGCUAAAAGUGGGACACUACGAUCAAGCUGAGGAACUCUACAAUGAAUUACUCGACAAUAUUUCUACUGAUAGUGAUAGAGCACAUGUCUAUCAUCAGCUUGGGGUGAUAAAUUAUCAUCAAGAAGAUGAUGCUUCAUUAGCGCCUACUUAUGGUAACAUCGGUCUAUUAUAUAAAAACAUGGGUGAAUACUCGAAAGCACUUGAAUAUCACUCAAAAUCACUCAAAAUCUAUGAAAUAUCUCUACCUGCGACUCACCCCUAUCUGGCUCGUUCUUACAGCUGCAUUGGUGGAGUGUAUGACGACAUGGGCGAAUACUCAAAAGCACUUGAAUAUUAUGAAAAAGAUCUCGAAAUAGCGAAAAAAGCUCUACCUCCGACUCAUCCUAAUUUGGCUAGUUCCUACAACAACAUUGGUGGAGUGUAUAACAACAUGGAUGAAUACUCGAAAGCACUGGAAUAUUACGAAAAACCAAUUAAAAUCUUAGAAAUAUCUUUGCCUCCGGCUCAUCCCGAUUUGGCUGCUUCAUACAACAACAUCGGUCAAGUGUAUACCAGCAUGGGUGAAUACUCGAAAGCACUCCCAGUUCUAGAAAAAUCACUUGAUAUCUUUCGAAAGUCACUUCCUUCAGCACAUCCACAUAUUAAGAACGUAAUGAAUAGUAUAGCAGUCAUGAAAGAGAAGUUGUAA